Molecule: messenger RNA, 933 nt
Organism: Oikopleura dioica
Lineage: Eukaryota; Metazoa; Chordata; Appendicularia; Copelata; Oikopleuridae
Source: the annotation of a GenBank genome assembly
AUGUCAAGACUCACGAUAUUGGCGAUUAUAAUCGCACUCAUUCACACUUCCGAUGCUUCAGCAGGAAGAAACCGAUUCCAAAUCUACAAGUCAAAAUCUUCGCUCAACUUCUACGAUGCCCAGAAACGCUGCCGUGUUAAAAACAUGGAGCUAGCAAACAAGAAUGAUUUAUACGCGGAAGAAGACCACGUACGCCAGAACUUGAAGAAGGGAAUCCACUACUGGUUCGACGAUUGCUUCAAAUUGUCGACAACGGGGUCGUUUCGAAAGGCCAUCUGCGGAGAAUCCGACGAGGCGACAAAUGGCUACGUCUGUGAAAUGCGCGCUAUCGAGGUUGAAAAAUUCGUCUCCGACAGUGGCUGGCCCAUUUUUCUAGACUGGAAGUCAGUGCUACAGCUAACGAGGGGCGAAUCGUCUUGGCAAGGAUGGUUGUCCGCGGUUACGAUUAUUAUUUAUAUAACUUGGGGCAUCGCUGGUUGCCUUGCAAUCAUCAUUUUGGGAUACCUCAUUUUCGAUCGUAUCGAUAAUUCAGAAGAGCCCGUGCAGAGUGCGGUCGAAGACGUUCUGCUAAAUGAUAACUCGUUUUACAACGAUUUGGAACAGUUGCGCCUCGAUAUUGACGCGUAUGUCGAUCACACGUCGAAACGGAUUAACUCAAAAAGAUCCUGCUUUCGGAAGUUUCAGUACGCACCGAUAACAGAUACAACGUAUGAUUUGCGGCUGAUAAAAGCGAUGACUCUCCAAUUAUCAAGAAUAAACACACUGGUUGGGAACAAACAGGACGAUUUCAUUCAAGCAGUGAUGGAUAGAAUCGCAGAUAUGGAACUGACGGAGCUCGCUGGUAGUCAAGAGAUUGAUGUCUGCGAGCUCGUUACUAAACUGAGUCAGUACUUGAAGCGACUGAACAUGCAAAAGCGCCUGAAAGAAGAGUAA